This is a messenger RNA of Phalaenopsis equestris, 1746 nucleotides long. RefSeq lists its product as uncharacterized. NCBI's taxonomy places the organism in Eukaryota, Viridiplantae, Streptophyta, Magnoliopsida, Asparagales, Orchidaceae. The record is from RefSeq and is a predicted model, not a curated record.
UUGUUCCCAAUUGCCAUUCUCUUCUGCCCUCGCGCACAUGGGUUGGUUGAGAUUAACGACUCCUCUCCUCUUUCAAUCCAAGCUGCUCUGCAUCUCUCUCUUCUACCUCCUCACCACCGUUCCUCUCUCUCUAUACGUCUCCUUCUCUCAGCGCGGAUGCCUCUUUCUAUCUCCGACCCUCCUCCCUCACCUCCUCUUCUCCUACCCCUCUUCCUAUGGCGAGCACAAGCACGCUCUUCCCGCUUCUCACUCCUCCUGUUCUUCCCCUGUUUUCUUCUCCGAUUACCGCGUCGCCUUCGAGGAGAUCCACAAUGUUCGCAGAAACCGGUCGUCGAUGAAUUCUUCCGACUCUGUUUUGAGUUACAUGCAGGGGAAAGGUGAGACUUUUGCCGGAAAUUUUUCCACGCAGAGGAGAAGAUCGUUUUUCGUUCACGGAGAUGAUCGGAUUCCCGUCCCCUGCGGCUUCCUUCGCGAAUUUUCUGUAAGAAAAUCAGACAGAGUAGCCAUGGAGCAGUGCGGAGGCGUGGUGGUUGUUUCAGCGAUCUUCGGCGAUCACGACAAGAUCCGGCAGCCGAAAGGUUUGGGAUUCAAGACGCUUGAAGCCGUUUGCUUCUUCAUGUUCAUAGAUGAUUCCACUCUGAAAACCCUCAACUCCCACAACAUCCUCGCCGGAGCUGAUAGCGUCAUGAUUGGCGUUUGGAGAAUCAUCCGCCUCUCUGCCGGCGAUCUCCCUUAUGACAAUCCGGCGAUGAAUGGAGUCAUUCCGAAGUACCUCGUUCACCGUCUCUUUCCCAAUACAAAAUUCAGCAUCUGGCUCGACGCCAAGCUGCAGCUCACUGUCGAUCCCCUGCUACUUCUUCACGCCCUUCUGAUCUCCAAGGACGCCGAUAUGGCCGUUUCGAAGCAUCCUUUCAACGUUCACACCAUGGAGGAGGCCAUGGCGACGGCGAGGUGGAGGAAGUGGGGCGAUAUCGAGUCUUUGAGGAUUCAAAUGGAGACUUACUGUGAGAACGGGCUGCACCCAUGGUCGCCGAGCAAGCUACCGUAUACAAGUGAUGUGCCGGACACGGCGAUGAUAGCGAGGAGGCAUGGAAUGGCAGCCAAUCUAUUUUCUUGUCUGCUGUUCAACGAGCUUGAAGCAUUUAAUCCGAGGGAUCAAUUGGCGUUCGCUUAUGUGAGGGAUAUGAUGAGCCCUCCGAUCAAGAUAAACAUGUUCGAGGCUGAGGUUUUUGAGCAGGUAGUGGUGGAGUACCGGCAUAAUUUGAAGCUGCAGGGUGGAGUGUCGGCCAUGGCUGCUGCGAGGCCUAUAAGGAGGGCGGUGCCGGUGGAUAUCAAAGGGAGCAAAUGCGAGAAUUACCUUCUCAAGAUGUGGGGAGAAGCCAUUGAUGAUAACGGUGGAGGUUAAUCUUGAGAUUGAUUAUAGAAUUCUUUGCUUAGGUUUAGAUUAAUAAAGGAAUUAAGCUUCCAAUGAGGAGUUUUUGAGGUUUUGUUUGGUUGGAGUGAAUGUAAAAACUUCUGUUUGGGAAAAUAGGAUCACUGCUCGUCUCCUCCAAUUCAACGAACAAACGCAGUUGUUUAAAGAAAUUCGGCGGAUGUUCCCAAAUUUUCAAAUGAAACCUUGGAUUCGAGAUUAUUGUUGUGGUGGGAUGGUACAGUUAAAACAUAGGCAUUUUUUUGUUUAAUUGUUGGUUUUUUUGUUCAUUAGAGUUCAAUGAAUAAUGACAAUAUAAAGGAAGUUUAAUAAUU